AUGAAUAUAUUGUGGAAGUCAGAAGGUGAUGCUUCAUUGAGGAAUCUUUUGAUGUUGAUAAAGAAAUUUUCAGAAAAAGAAAGAAAAAUUGUCAAUGACUUGGACUAUAAAAUUCUUCUCUAUGUUAAAUGGUUCUACAUAACGAUUAAGAGAGCUGUCGCUUUAGAGGAUUUAACAGCUGCUCAUGAAAGAACAACACAUACUAAAGCAGCUGUUGAUGUGUUAGGGAUUCUUCAUUUGCGAACGAGAAUUUCCUUUCUCACCAACGAUCGCACAUUGACAGUUGAAACAUUUGAAUUCAAAGCAAUGUUUUAUGAAUGA
Molecule: messenger RNA, 321 nt
Organism: Clunio marinus
Lineage: Eukaryota; Metazoa; Arthropoda; Insecta; Diptera; Chironomidae
Source: the annotation of a GenBank genome assembly